This is a messenger RNA of Carica papaya (papaya), 2365 nucleotides long. RefSeq names its product Leucine-rich repeat protein kinase family protein (gene PRK4). NCBI's taxonomy places the organism in Eukaryota, Viridiplantae, Streptophyta, Magnoliopsida, Brassicales, Caricaceae. Gene Ontology annotation, molecular function: protein kinase activity; ATP binding; protein binding. Gene Ontology annotation, biological process: protein phosphorylation. The record is from RefSeq and is a predicted model, not a curated record.
UAUCUCUGUUGCAGACACCAAUCUCCAAACCACAUGUUUCUUUCAUUUGUAAUUACAAAGCAAAGAACAAAACAUUAAUCGGUUUCAACAAAAUAUUUUUCUGCCUGUUGUUUUUCCAACCCUCCAUCCAUUCCUGCCAUUUUAUGCCUACCUUUCUUCUCGUACUUCCAUUCUUGUUUUCCCAGAAAAUUACCAAGAAGGAAAAUAUUUCCUCAUGCUCUUAAAUCUUGUAAUCCAUCAAGUUUUCAGUGAUUAUUUAACCAUUGCCUUAGCAUUACAAACUGUAUUUUGCUAAUGGGUGCGCACGUAGCUAGGCUUGUGCGCACACCAUCUACAACAUUAGUUUUUUUAUAUUUUAUAAUUGAUAUAAUAUUAUCAUAUUUCGCACUUAUGUCGAAUGGAGAUUCUGAUUCAGAUGCUCUUUUGAAAUUUAAAAAUACUAUAGCGAAUAACUCAUUCGCUCUUACAACUUGGAAUUCCUCCACAAGUCCUUGUAAUGGAAACACACCAAAUUGGAUUGGUGUACUUUGUUAUGGUGGAACCAUAUGGGGUUUACAGCUCGAAGGCAUGGGGCUAAAUGGAACUAUAGAUGUAGACUCGCUUGCUUCAAUGAGGUAUUUGCGUACAAUAAGUCUUAUGAACAAUCAUUUACAGGGUCCAAUACCUAAGAUAAACAAAUUGAAUGGACUGAAAUCUUUAUUUCUAUCAAAUAAUCGAUUUUCGGGGGUGAUUCCUGAUGAUGCAUUUCUGGGUAUGUCAAAUUUGAAGAAAGUUUUAUUGGCAAAUAAUGGCUUUUCGGGUCCAAUUCCUUCUUCCUUAGCUAACUUACCUAGGCUUUUAGAAGUGAGACUUAAUGGCAAUCAAUUUCAAGGACGCAUACCAGAUUUUCAACAGGCUGAUCUCAAGUUGGCUAGUUUUUCUAACAAUGAUUUAGAGGGUCCAAUCCCUCAAAGCCUAAGCUCAAUGGAUCCAACCUCAUUUGCAGGCAACAAAAACUUAUGUGGAUCUCCUUUGGAUCCAUGCCAAUCUAUACCAGAACCCAUAACUAAUAGCCCCCCACCAAAUGCUCCUCCAAUAAACAAUGUAGUUCCUUUACUCUUGAGAGUUGCCAUUAUUGCAAUAGUUGUAGGGUUAAUACUAGCUCUAAUUGCGGUGGCACUGUUUAUAUUCCAAUGGAGGAAACAAAAAUCUGAAGCACAAUAUUAUGAGGCAUCACUGAUGGAAGGUUCAAGAAGAAAAUUACCAAGCAUUGCUAGACAAACAGAUCAGUCAUCCCAUAAGUUAGCCCCUGAAGUUACAAGUCACUCUAGAAGGAGAGAUGAUGCAGGGAAACUUUCUUUCGUACGAGAUGAUAUCGAGAAAUUUGAUUUACAAGACAUGUUGAGAGCAUCUGCUGAAGUUUUGGGAAGUGGAACUUUUGGAGCUUCAUACAAGGCAGUGAUAAUGAGUGGACAAACUUUGGUUGUGAAAAGGUAUAAGCAAAUGAAUACAGUUGGGAGAGAAGAAUUUCAUGAGCACAUGAGAAGACUUGGGAAUUUGAAACAUCCAAAUGUUUUACCUCUUGUUGCAUACUACUAUAGGAGAGAAGAGAAGUUGUUGAUUACUGAGUUUGUUCAUAAUAAUAGCCUUGCCAAUCACCUCCAUGCAAAUCACAGCUUGGACCAACCAGGAUUGGACUGGAUGACUCGAUUAAAAAUCAUAAAAGGAGUAGCAAGGGGUUUGGCUUACUUAUACAGUGAGCUGCCAUCAUUGACCAUUCCCCAUGGUCAUUUGAAGUCUUCUAAUGUGCUCCUGGAUGAAACCCUAGAAGCAGUUUUGACAGAUUAUGCUUUAAGGCCUGUAAUGAAUGCUGAUCAUGCUCACUCAAUCAUGGCUGCUUACAAAUCACCAGAAUAUGCACAGACUGGAAGCAUAUCCAGGAAAACAGACGUAUGGUGUCUUGGAAUUCUGAUUUUGGAAUUGUUGACAGGAAAAUUCCCAGAAAACUAUCUAACACAAGGGUAUGAUAGUAAUGCAAGUUUAGCUACUUGGGUAAGUUCAAUGGUUAAAGAAAAACGAACAAGUGAAGUUUUUGAUGGGGAAAUGAGAGGAACAAAACAUAGUAAAGGUGAAAUGAUAAAUCUAUUGAAGAUUGGAUUGAGUUGUUGUGAGGAAGAUGAAGAGAGAAGAAUAGGGUUGAAUGAUGUGGUGGAAAAGAUUGAACAAUUGAGAGAAUCUACCAUUGAUAUUGAUGAUCAAGAUCCAUUUUCUGCAACUGAAACUGAUCAAGUCAAUUUGUAUGCUUCUAGGGUGAUGGAGGAUGAUGCUUCUUUCUCACUCAAUCGAUGAUUUUCGGACAAUUAUAAACAAACUGUAUGAUCCCAAA